AUGGAGGCACAGUGUCAUAAUCCGGAGUGCAUGAAAAAUUUUGAAGUUUGUGAAAGCUCUUACAAAAACUGUCAGUUUUGUCACAUGGUGUACUGCUGCUGGUAUUGUAGAAAGCGAGACUGGAAGAGACACAGGAAGUUGGCGUGCCACGGAAGCCGCGUGAGCAAGGCGUGCAAGGAAGUUGUUCAGUUCUGCGCUGUGGACCAGGGCGUGCUGGAGUUCAUGUCCAGAAUGGCUCGCCGCGGCUACAUGUCCAGCGGGCGGGGCUGCGUCAUGAUGGGGUUCCCCGACCUCGCGGCGGCGCAAGAGUUCAUCAGACGAGGUCUGGCCUCGCUGGAGAUGAAGCCGUUGUACGUGACCACCAAGGAGAUGGAGGUCAGCAAGAUUCACGGGCGGGUGCUUGGCAAGCUGGUGGACGCCUGCAGCAGGUACGAGCCCGAGGUGGACUUCGUGCUCAACGUUGGUGUGGGGGUGAGGUGGAACAGAUGCGGUGCGCUGGCACCAGGUCACGAGGCCCCGGAGGGUCAACGAAGCUCAGAGAGAAGUACCAGCUUGUCCCGGUCAAGGUCGGGCAGCGUGGGCAGUGAUGGCGGCUACGGGAGUUUGAACUGCAGCAUGAAUCACACGGCAGACAUGGAAUGGCAUGAGGGGGACAUCGUCCACUACGACUACAGUCUGGCCAGCCACAGGUCACCCAUCAUACAAUGGUGUGCUUAUCUCAAGCUCAGAAAAGUGAACUCGUUCCGGAACAACAAACAAGCUUUAGGAGAUUCACGUGAAAACUCCAGGUAUGGAACCACCCUCAUCCUCACAGGGGUCCCCGGGGUAGCAGGGGAAAGAGACAGGAGGCGAACGAGGGGAAUCAAUUUCAUGAACGUGCAGCGGAAGCUUCGAGAAAGAGGCGUCACCUUGAGGCACCAGUUCCCCCGGGUGUACGCCGCCCUGGUCAAGUAUGUUUCGGACGGUGACCGCUUCCCGGCGGAAAUCAUCUACCCUGUGGACACCAUCCACAAGAAACUGUUUAUGUGUGUGCUCAUG
Molecule: messenger RNA, 1038 nt
Organism: Lymnaea stagnalis (great pond snail)
Lineage: Eukaryota; Metazoa; Mollusca; Gastropoda; Lymnaeidae
Source: the annotation of a GenBank genome assembly